UUCGGUUAUUUCAAAUGAUGUUGAAUAACUGAUCAAUGGAUAGUAAUCAAUAUAAAUCAUAUAUUCGCUUUGGUAUUUUUAGCAGUAUUAGAAAGUGGUAUACUCUAUACUAUACUAUCACAAUGGUUAACCCAUUUAGAAGUUGGCGUAACAUUUGCUGUACAAAUGUUUCAACCUGGUUUUGAAGAUAAAACAGUUAUGGCGAAUAUACAAGAAGCUCUGCAUUGUUGUGGUAGAGGAUCUUAUGGUGAUUACGGUGUAGCGAAUGAAGCAAUACCUAAACAUCAUGUACCAUAUUCAUGUUGUGAUUUACAAACUUAUACAAGUGCACAAUGUAAUAAUGCUUCAAAAUUGACUAAAAACAAACUCACCAAUUUAAUGACACAAUCAUCAUCACCUGAAAUCAAUAAUCUUCCUUAUGUCAUUCCAUAUAAUCUGGCUUAUCCGGAAGGUUGUGUAGAUCGAUUGAAAAAGUUAUUUUUACCAGUAGUAAUUGGUUGUUUUUGUUUUUUAAUCUCAAUGAAUAUUUUUGCAACAUUUGUGAAUUGUUUUUAUGUACAAAAAGCUGCAGAUGAAGAAGAAUAUGAACAAACUUGGCUUGAUUCAAAAAGUUUUAUAAAAGAAACUAAAGGUUAG
This is a messenger RNA of Schistosoma turkestanicum, 636 nucleotides long. Lineage: Eukaryota; Metazoa; Platyhelminthes; Trematoda; Strigeidida; Schistosomatidae. The record is from the annotation of a GenBank genome assembly.